This is a messenger RNA of Cladocopium goreaui, 5034 nucleotides long. Lineage: Eukaryota; Dinophyceae; Suessiales; Symbiodiniaceae. The record is from the annotation of a GenBank genome assembly.
AUGAUUUGCGUGCCGCUGGUCGAUUUGUAUCGCCCCAGGAGCGAGGCCAGACGAUGUCUGGAGUCGGAAGUCGUCAGGUCACUUCCUCUGAGAAGGAUCCGGGUCGACCUCCCCGGACGGCUCGGGGUGCCUCUAGGGGCUGGGUCUAUGCGGCUUGGCUGCAGGGAUGGGCUGAUGAAGGCUGCUGAACGUCUCAUGAGAUCUGGGAAUCUGGGACUUUGCAUUCCUGUGAAGUGGAUGGAAACUAGGAUCAGGGUGCGAGACCCGGAGACCCUUUCCCAAAUCUCUCAAGCCAAGGUGGAGCCUGCUUUGAGGUCCAGCCCUGUGACUGGCUUCGAGGUGGGUUUACCACAUGUCACCUGCAAAGAGACCAACGUGGGCGACACCGUCUGGGUGGUGGGAUCAGUGCCUGAGCUUGGCAGUUGGCAGGUGAAGGAAGGCCUCCAGUUGGAGACGACGGCUGACAGCUUUCCGCUUUGGAAGUCGCCUCAAGUGCCUAUCAUUCCUGGGAAGAUCCAAUUCAAGAUCGUCAUCCUUUCAGAAAAUGGCAAUGCGCGCUGGGAAGGCACCAAGAACAAGGACGUGCAGACCUUCGAGAGCAAAAGGACCCAGGUCCAAUGUGCCUUCAAUAGUGACGACAUGCUGUGCGCCACCAUGAAGAUGACCGAGAAGGACCUCGAAGCCGCCGGCGUGAAGCUGAGCAAGGCCCAGAUGGACCCUGCGCCGGAGCCGGCUGCGCCGGAGCCCGCGCCGGCCACGCCGGACACGGCGGUGCCGCCGGAGACGGAGCAGGGUGAAGGCUACCCGGCUGAGGUCCCUGAAAGGACGGUGCCCUUGAAGACUGAGGACGGCCCUCCCAUGCAGAAGUCUCAGUCGCGGCACUUGUUUCGUUUGUCGGAUGGCUCCAUGCAGAUGGAUAUGACCAAGACGCCCUCGUUGAUGAUGAUGGACCUAAACAGUUUCAUGGAAGAAGCCGAAGCGGAGGAAAAGCAUGUGAACGAGCUGGAGGAACGUGAGCGCUUGAAUCAGCAGCAGAGGCCACCGGCGGCCACCGGGUUUUUCGGGUUCCGGCUGGGUGACCUCAAGGGUUUCCGUGGCUCAGGCGAUUGGCGAGUGGAGAUGAAGAACAUCACAGAUGCGGCAGAUGCCUCUGACACGGUGCUCCUGCAAGGCUUCAACUGGGAAAGCCAUCAAGCUGGCAAGGGCAAUUGGUACGGCAUCGUGGAAUCCAAGGUGGAGAUGUUUGCCGACAUGGGCAUCACCGACAUUUGGCUGCCGCCCUGUUCGCAGUCCGUGGCGCCCCAGGGCUAUUUGCCUUCGCAGCUCUUCAACUUGGAUGCUUCGGCCUACGGCAAGAAGGACCAGCUAAAGCAGCUGCUGGCUGCGAUGCGACAGAAGGGCAUCCGGGGUAUGGCGGACAUCGUGAUCAAUCAUCGAUGUGGAGACCAGCAGGAUGAACAGGGUCGCUGGAACGUCUUCACCACCACGGGCAUUGAGAGUCGCAAGAGUUUCGCGGGGGUGAUGGAUUGGCAAGGCUGGGCCAUCACUUUGGGAGACAAAUUCUCCGAUGGCACUGGUGAACGAGGUCCUGGCCAGUACGAUGACAAGUUUGAUGCUGCGCCGGAUAUUGACCACGGGAACAAGAAGGUGCAGCAAAGCAUUGCCAUUUGGAUGCGCUGGCUUCGUCUGGACGUCGGCUUUGACGCCUGGAGGUUUGAUUUUGUUAAAGGCGCCAUGGGCUGGGCCACUGCCAUGCAGUACGACGAUUCAGGUUUGUGCUAUGACCAAAACGAGCACAGGAGCGCUGCCUUUGACUUCACCACCAAGGGCAUUCUUCAGGAGGCGUGCCGUAACACGCAGUACUGGCGCCUGAAGGAUAGCGAAGGGAAACCUCCAGGCGAGGCCGUGAAACCGUGGCUUCCCUGGGUGAAAGGCCUGUUGGGCUGGAUGCCAACCCAUGCUGUUACCUUCCUGGACAACCACGACACGGGCAGCACGCAAGCGCACUGGCCCUUUCCCGGAGACAAGGUCCUGGUGGGCUACGCGUACCUCCUGACCCAUCCAGGCAUUCCCAGCAUCUUCUGGGACCAUGUCUGCGACUGGGGCGACGACUGCCGGGAGCGUAUCAAGGUGUUGCUGAAGCUACGCCAAAAGGCGGAGAUCAAGGUUGAUGCAAAGGUGAAGAUCCUUUGUGCUGAUGCGGACCUGUACAUCGCUGAGAUCGGUGAGCCAGCGGCGUUGCGGGUGGCCCUGGGCCCGCGGUCUAGCGACGCGGAUGGCGCUUGGCAGAUGGGCGCCAAUGGCAACGACUACAAGGUGGAAGCCUUGAGCUUGGAAGACUGUACCGACUUCGUGGUCCAUUUGGGCCUUCCGGCCGACCUGGCUCCGCAGCUCUUCGCAGAGUUGGAAGCAGAGAACAGCCUGUUGGCUACUGAGAGCGAAGCCAAUACGUCCCAAGACAUGGAGUGGCUGGUGAGUCAUUUUGGUCCCAAGAUCGAGACGCGGUUCUUGCUCUUCUGGCCACAGAUGGUUCCAGCGCUCAGGCGUUGCGUGGACUUUGGCUUUGAAGGUGGAGCUGAUGAUGGAGCUCAUGGGAUCCGGCAAGGACAUGCAUCCAUCCAGCCCCGAACCGCACCACCCAGGCCUGCGGCUUUCCGAUCGCGCGGCGGACCGCCUUACUUUGGGCAGGAACAAGCCUGUGUGUGCACCAUGGAGGCCGACUCGCGCCCGGCGAGUGAAUGGGGUGCGACGUCUCAGUCGUCGGUCAGAUGGGAGGGCCCAACGCUUCGAGCGGCUUCAUGGCCCGAUGGCUUCCGUCACGGCGCGGCGGCCGCCGAGUCAAUGGGGUCCGGUGCCGCAAAGGUUCAGAUGAUGUGCCGUGCGCUUCUACUGAUUGCCGCGGGUCUCAGCACCAGCCUAGCGGCAAAGUUGGCUGCGGCGCCCAACAUCCAGCAGGAUGGCAUUGUGAACCUCCUGGCAUCGUCUCAGCCGGCGCCGGGCACGCCCGCCUCCAAGAACAAGGCGUCAGAGAUGGAGCAGAUGGUGUUGCUCUUGGCGCAACAAGCCAAAGUGGCCAGAAAGAGUUCGCAGAAGGCCGAUGGAAACCUCGAUGAGUUCGUUGAGAUGAUCAAGAAGGAGCUCUUAAAGAUGGAAUCCAAGAUCAAGGACGCGGUCGCCAUCGUGGACUCAGGUUGUAAGGACACCUUCGGCAACUUGUCGGCGGGCUGCCCGGCCUAUUUCAGCAACACCACCUUCCUGCCUGCAGGCUUUGAUGGAGAUUUCACCCCUCUCAGGGAGGCGCAUUCCAGCUGCCGCUCCCAGAUUAGCUCUCGCAAGCAGGAGAUGGACAGCUGCAAGUCAAGCCGAGAGAGUUUGAUCCUGCAGGAACACACCUUGACGGCUCAGUUCAGGAGCAUCAACGUGUUUGAGAGUCCGGAGGAGUGCGCGGUGACAGGCACUGAUGUGCUCGGUUACUUGGCCGCCAUGCGAGACCACUUCGAUGGCAAAAAGACUACUUGGUGGAGCACCUAUUACAAGCUGGAGAACGUCACUCAGAAUAUCACCAAGUGGAACUGCACUGAGAAGGAGUUGGCCUACUACAACAAGCUGACGGAGUGUUCGGAAAAGCAAUUGACCCUCGAAGAGACCGCCUGCGAGCUCCAUGCCAGGACCAAGGAAGCCUGUGCCAUGCUUCCCUCUUGCUUCGACAAGAAUUGGGACGGCUACUCCAAACAGGUGUCGCUGGCAAAUGCCACCAUCAAAGAUCUGCGUUUCGAGUACGUGGCUGUGAAGCGCAUCACGUGCAUGUUGGACGCCUUCACCGCGCCGGAUUUGGAGGCCAAGAUCGAAGAGUGUAUGGCCAAGCAAUACAGCGGUGCUGCCAUUAGCAGUGCCUGCGUGGAGGGCUUCCUGGAUGCCACCAAGCCAAGCUUCAUCACGCCCGACGUGUGCGCAUCAGGUGUGAAGUCUAUCCUGCACCCCAACGACGACAACUUCAACGAGACUGAAUAUGCUUCCCAAGGCAUUGCUGCCAGUUCCUGCAUGGCAUCUUGCUGUGAGUUGGAGUUGUACCAUUGGCAGACCUACACCAAUGCGUUCGUGACGUCGGACCACUACAUGUACGACAGCGACAGUGGACGCGUGGUGAGCUACACCAACAUGGCCGAGGCCAAGCAGGCUUGCGAGACCAUGGGCAGUGUGCUUUGCUUCGGAAUCUAUGAUGCCAACUGCGAUGGCCCCAGCUAUGAGAAUCCCGUGAAGAUUGUGAAGGCUCCUGGGAUUGACUUGGAGUCUGUGAAGGAAUCCUCUGUAGGCAGCUGCGUCCAGAAGUUGAUGAACGGACCCGGCACAACCAUGACCACCACAACGGUGAAGGCUUGUAUCUAUGAGGUCCAGUACACCAGCAGCGCAGCACCUGAUGAUGUGAAGACCUUGACCGUGGAACAUCAGGAGUAUGGUGAGGCGUUCCGCUUCAGCGGUUGCGACAACGAGGAGCUGGACGAGGGCAAGGCAUGCGUUUCCUCGGGCGCCCAAAAUGGCGUUCGACUGCUGAAGAACAGGUACGGCCAGGCCGUGGCCACCGGAAGUUGCUGCACAUCGGAAACCAACAAGGUGAUUCUCUCCGAGGCGACGGAGUGCGACGGCUACAAGGAUGAGUACAAGAAGUAUGAUAGCAUGUACCUCACUGCCUCGAAGCUGAUCCGUGGCACAUCUUAUCACAGCAUCAGAGAAGCACAGAUCGCGUGCUUGAAGAUGGGACACAAGUGCUGGGGUCUCUUCGAUGACAAGUGCGACAUGGGCAACCUAAUGAUCGUGGACGGCGACCUGAACAUCACCACUAGCUUUGAACGGAGCCACGGUCCCACGGAUCCUUCCCGCUUCCACCCGCGGCACGGCCCCUCCGGCCUUUCGACCGCGCCGUCGUCGCCCAACACGACCUCGGCAGGGUGCAGCGCCUUUGCGGGGGGGUGCGGGGGCCCAGGGGAUCCCCCGGGCUCGACUCUGUGGUGCCUUGGAGUGAAUGCUGACAUUUGA